Molecule: messenger RNA, 660 nt
Organism: Striga hermonthica
Lineage: Eukaryota; Viridiplantae; Streptophyta; Magnoliopsida; Lamiales; Orobanchaceae
Source: the annotation of a GenBank genome assembly
AUGUACUACAUGACGUUCGUAGAUGACUGCACAAGAAAGGUAUGGGUGUACUUUCUGAAAAGAAAAUUUGAAGCCUUUGAUACUUUCAGGAGAUGGAGAGCACUCGUGGAGAAAGAGACAGGUUUGGAAGUGAAAUAUCUCAGAUCCGACAACGGUGGCGAGUACAACAGUGAAGCCAUCAAGGAAUACUGCACUGAUCAUGGGAUCCGGAUGCAGAAGACGGUCCCAGGGACACCACAACAAAAUGGCAUUGCGGAGAGGAUGAACAGAACACUGAAUGAGCGUGCGAGAUGCAUGCGAUUGAAGAGUGGAAUGCCCAAGAUAAUCAUGAGACCAGCAGAUUCAGUAGGAGCUCAGAUAGAUGAGAUCGAGCGUACAGAAGAAGAGGCAGAACCAGAAUCGGAUGAACCGAUUGCUGAGAGCAGCACGCCUCUGGCACUGGGCCGAGAACCGAGGAUGAGAAGGGCCCCGGAUAGAUGGGUCUAUCGGGUCAAGGAGGAAUCAGAUGGAACAAAGCGAUACAAGGCCAGAAUUGUAGUGAAGGGAUUCCAACAGAGAUACGGUAUUGACUUUACCGAUGUUUUUACACCUGUUGUUAAGUUAACCACUAUUCGUCUAGUGUUAAGCAUGGUAGCGGCGAAAAAUUUUGAGUUGCAAUAG